Molecule: messenger RNA, 726 nt
Organism: Prionailurus viverrinus (fishing cat)
Lineage: Eukaryota; Metazoa; Chordata; Mammalia; Carnivora; Felidae
Product: calcium-binding mitochondrial carrier protein SCaMC-1-like
Exons: 6
Coding region: 95-583 (162 amino acids)
Molecular function (GO): calcium ion binding
Source: RefSeq, a predicted model, not a curated record
ACUGCUUUCACACGGCCAGGCUUGUGGCAUCACUUUGGAUGGGCUCAGACCAAGAAAAUAUUGGUGGGGCAGGGUACCCUUAGCGCUGUUCAGCAUGCUGCGCCGAGUACGGGGCUUCCUGUUGCCCACCGUGGCUGGCCAGGAGGAGGAACCCGACCGCCUUUUUGAAGAGCUCUUCCACAAACUGAACCAUCACGGGGACGGGAUGGUGGACACCACAGAACUGCAAAAAGAACUGGAAGCUAUCGGCAUCCCUGUGGGCCAGGACGAGGAGAUAUUAAAAUCUGUUGAUAUUAACACAUGCAAUCUGCUGAACCUUGGCACAUUUAUGCAGUACCUUAAAGAUAAUGAGAAGACAAUGAAGAUGAACUUUAAGAAUUUAGAUGAAAAUAAUGAUGGAGUGAUUGAUACUUCGGAAAUCAUCAAUACUCUCAACUUAAUCAGUACACGUAUUUUGGAAAAAGAGGCAGUGAAGAUUCUUGAAAGGGAAUUGAUAUGGGAGAAAGAUGGACUUUUCCUCAUUUACUUGAUGAAAAAAGAAGUUCUGGCCUGUUAUGGAAAUAUCUGUUGGCUGGAGGCAUAGCUGGUACUUGUGCUCAAACAUGCACAGCACCAUUAGAAUGUCUAAAAACCCUAAUGCAGGCUCAGAGUUUAGAAACAAAGAAUGUGAAGAUAAUAAGCCCUUUAAUGGAGAUGGUCAAAGAAGGUGGAGUCAUUUCUUUGUGG